AUGGCUGCAGGCCAAGAUCAAAAAUGGCAGAAAGAUGCUGCAGAUCAAAACUUCGAUUAUAUGUUCAAGAUACUUAUAAUUGGUAACAGUAGUGUAGGAAAAACAUCAUUUCUCUUCAGAUAUGCUGAUGAUUCAUUUACUUCGGCAUUUGUUAGUACUGUUGGAAUAGAUUUUAAAGUGAAGACAGUGUUUAGACAGGAUAAGAGAGUAAAACUUCAGAUAUGGGAUACUGCAGGUCAGGAACGAUAUAGAACUAUUACCACUGCUUACUAUCGGGGCGCUAUGGGUUUUAUUUUAAUGUAUGACGUAACAAAUGAAGAAUCUUUCAAUAGUGUACAAGACUGGGUAACACAGAUUAAAACCUACUCUUGGGAUAAUGCACAAGUAAUUUUGGUCGGAAACAAAUGCGACAUGGAAGACGAGCGCGUCGUCUCGACAGAAAGAGGAAAACAGCUAGCCGACCAGUUGUCGUUAGAAUUUUUCGAAACGUCGGCAAAAGAAAACAUCAACGUGAAAGCAGUUUUCGAACGCCUGGUGGAUAUUAUCUGUGACAAAAUGUCUGAAAGCCUUGAUUCUGAUCCUACUCUGGUCAGUGCUUCCAAAGGUACCCGCCUCACUGAGAAUCCGGCUCCACCGAACGGUGGUUGUCAGUGUUAAAUCGACCGAGAUAGAGCUGUUUUUUGGAUGCUUUCCCACUUGUCCAAUGUUGUCUCAUUGCCUCGUCUUAUUGCAGGCAGAACUGUUUGUAGAAUGUGUCCAGUGUGAGGUGGUUCACGAUUAUAUAACAAAAAAAAAUCUACAGGAUAUAACAAUUCCCUAGUGUCUUUUAUAUUAAAAAAAAAACAAAACCAAAAUAACACCUUGAUACAGAAAUAACAUGUGAUAUAACAUAUCUGUUUUGCCUUUUUCCUGUUAUCCAAAAAAAAAAAAAAAAGCUAUUAAACUGUGCACUUAGACUUUAUAGAAUGUGUUCAGUGUUUGCACA
This is a messenger RNA of Centruroides sculpturatus (bark scorpion), 985 nucleotides long. RefSeq names its product ras-related protein Rab-3 (gene Rab3). Gene Ontology annotation, biological process: protein secretion; regulation of exocytosis; protein localization to plasma membrane. Bases 1 to 657 code for a protein of 218 amino acids. NCBI's taxonomy places the organism in Eukaryota, Metazoa, Arthropoda, Arachnida, Scorpiones, Buthidae. The transcript has 3 exons. Gene Ontology annotation, molecular function: GTPase activity; GTP binding. Gene Ontology annotation, cellular component: synaptic vesicle; endosome; plasma membrane. The record is from RefSeq and is a predicted model, not a curated record.